Rubroshorea leprosula is the source of this 2421-nucleotide messenger RNA. NCBI's taxonomy places the organism in Eukaryota, Viridiplantae, Streptophyta, Magnoliopsida, Malvales, Dipterocarpaceae. The record is from the annotation of a GenBank genome assembly.
AAAAAAAAAAAAAAAUAAAAAGAAAUAAAAAAAGGGUAAAAUCCUUUGAAAUUUCUUCCCAUUGUAAGAGGAAGAGUAGAAGAAAGAGUGGAGACGACGAAAGAACACGUAGUGGAAUAUCGUCCGUGGGUGCAACCAAGGACGAAGAAGCGAACACCUUGCUUCAAACCUCCUCCUUCUCUUCAAAUUCUUCACUCAGAUUAUCUCUCCGGCGUUGACAGUCGUUUUUUGGUUUUUCUCUCGCUGUUUGGAUUGGAGUUCGGAAUUCGGAAUUUGUUUUUUCGUCUUUUUUUUCUCUCUGCACAAUGUCAGGGGAGUCCUCCGUGUCUUCUAGUUUGAACCUCUUGGGGAUUGACGAUGUCGAUAAGUACACCUGGGCAAAUGAAGGAGAGGGGUCAUUGCCAUGGGACACGUACAGUCAUGUUUUUGAUCUAAUGGAGAAUGGCAACCAGGCAUUCCGUAUAAACCAUUUUGAGGAGGCAAUCAGUAGUUAUUCAAAGGCCAAUAACAUGAAAUCUGGAGAUCCAGUUAUUCUUGGCAACAGAAGUGCUGCUUACUUGAGGAUUAGUCAAUUUCUUAAACAAAGACCUUCAGCAGCUUCUGAAUAUAGACCAUUGAAUGGGCUGGACAUGACAACUCUUGCUGAACUUGCUCUGAAGGAUGCUGAGAAGCUAAUGAACAUCCAGAAUAAUGUAAUAAAACCGUACAUCUUAAAGGCCAAUGCUCUGACUUUGUUGGAGAGAUAUGACAUGGCACGAGAUAUAAUUCUCUCAGGCCUUCAACUGGAUCCUUUCAGUGGCAUACUCCAGUAUUCUCUUCAAAAUUUGAAUAGCACUCCAUCCAUUUUGGUUGGGAGUAGAAGCCAUGGAAGAGCUGAACGUACAGAUGACUUUGAUUGCACUGUUUGUCUUAAGUUACUCUAUGAACCUAUUACAACUCCUUGCGGGCAUUCUUUUUGUCGCGCAUGUCUAUUUCAGACCAUGGAUAUUGGUAACAAAUGUCCAUUGUGCCGGAAAGUCCUUUUUAUUAGUCCAAGAACAUGCACAAUCAGUGUAACUCUGAACAACAUCAUACAGAAGAACUUCCCAGAAGAAUAUGCUGAAAGGAGAUCAGAGCAUGACAGUUUGAUAAACUUUGGUAAUGAUUUGAUGCCUCUUUUUGUCAUGGAUGCGGUCAUCCCAUGUCAGAAGUUUCCACUCCACAUUUUUGAACCGCGUUAUAGACUUAUGGUGCGGAGGAUAAUGGAAGGAAAUCAUCGGAUGGGAAUGGUUAUCCUUGAUCCCACCACAGAUACUGUAGCUGAUUUUGCUUGUGAAGUGGAGAUUACUGAGUGUGAACCUCUUCCUGAUGGACGCUUUGUUCUAGAGAUUCAAAGUCGCCAGAGAUUUCGUAUCCUCAGAUCCUGGGAUCAGGAUGGUUAUCGUAUGGCAGAGGUUGAAUGGGUGAAGGACAUAACACCAGAAAAUGCAAGAGGGAGAGAGGAUUUGCAGGAAUUGACAAAUAAUGCAGCGGAACAUGCUCAGUCAUGGUUAAGGAUGGCGAAAGAAGCAGCAAGACAUGGUAAAACUCUUAUUGUAGGAUGCAUUGACAAUAGUAAUUCUGGUCCUCUUCCAUUCAUAAUUGAGGAAGACCGUUGUCUUUUUAUAUUUUGAAAUUGUGUGGAUGUAAGAACAAAUAGUAUGGGAAAAGCACAUAUGCAUAGAUUUUAUUCAAAACUUAGAACUAGUUCAUUAAAAUUUCAUGUUUUAUUAAAUCUAGAAACACUACCAACACAAAUCUGGAUGAAAGAAGUUGGUCUGGAAUUUGGUCCUUUUUCUUUCUUCUGCUUUCUUACAGUUAGAAGACAUUUCUUUCAUAAGGUUUACCACAACUCGGCCCAUUAAAUUACUCAAAUAUAUUUAUUAGUGCUUUAUAUUGGAAAUUUUUUUUUUCAUUUGAUUUUUCCUGGUAAGUUAUUUUCUCUUCUCAAGCAGAACUUUUGCCAUGCAUUGCCGCAAUCUGACAUGGAUUAUAUGCAGAUCGAAGAAAGCUGGAGAAAUAUCUUAACUUGGAAGUAAUGAUGCCAUCUUGUCGAGACCCUGAACUCUUCAGUUUUUGGCUUGCCACUCUAUCAGAUCGGAGGCCUUCCGAAAGAUUAGAACUCCUACGAAUUAGAGAUACUGGAGAGAGAAUAAGGCGUGGUCUAAUUUAUCUCAGAACACAAUAACAGGGCUGUAGACUACAAUGGUGAGAGCUGUAAGUUAUGUACCAAGAAGAAAAACUGUAAUUUUCAUUGAUAUAUAAAGAUACGAGCUUAUUUAAUAUUCUCAAUAUUCAAAUUCAUUUCUCCAGAAAUUAAAUAUUCUUUGAUCCACGCUUGUGGAUCCCUAAUUUUUUUGUUGUAAGAAACCAGAUCAAUACUAAUAGAAAUGCUUUUUGUCA